This is a messenger RNA of Octopus bimaculoides (California two-spot octopus), 1703 nucleotides long. RefSeq names its product adhesion G protein-coupled receptor D2. The record is from RefSeq and is a predicted model, not a curated record. Gene Ontology annotation, cellular component: membrane. Gene Ontology annotation, biological process: cell surface receptor signaling pathway; G protein-coupled receptor signaling pathway. NCBI's taxonomy places the organism in Eukaryota, Metazoa, Mollusca, Cephalopoda, Octopoda, Octopodidae. Gene Ontology annotation, molecular function: G protein-coupled receptor activity.
ACAUGCCAAGAGCCGUUAAUCUCUUUUAAGCGUAUUGGAAAGUUCACAUUUGGCCGUAUUAAUCUCUCAUAACGAUAAAGUAGAUCAGAACACGCUAGGUGGAUGUCGAGACCAAAGAAGAAUUUUACCUAAAAGUGGCUGUGCAAAAGGUGCUUUCAUAGAGUUCCUUGGGGAGAUAAACAUUUACCAAUACUCUAGACUAAAACCAUUCAAGACAUUUUGAUUACUCUCAGCCAGUUGCUUGCAUCACCUGCAAAGACCAUUUGACUCUGAUUUCUGUUAUUUUCAUCGCUAAGACCAAUAAUUUUUAUAUCAGAUCUAAAACAACAGAAAUUUAUUUCAAAAGCAGAGACAGUCAAUUUCUAUUUGAAUUUUCGUAAAUUUCCGAAUACUCCGAGAAUAAAGGAUUUUGUUUUUGUAAAGGGUUUCACAAAAACAACCGAAAAUGUCUGUUAUGUACGUUUUCCUCACACAGAUGGGGAAUUAUACGGUACCUGAGUAUCAUCAACCAAUGAUGGAACAGGCUACAGUUGCUUCCAUAGGGUGCUCCUUUGCAGGAACGAUGUUGAUCCAUUUUACAUGGGUCUAUCUAGGUUUGGGUUCUGACAAUUUUUUCAUUUCUGGUAAUUUAGCAACCAUAGUGACAACGGCGCAAGCCGGUUUGAUGGGUUUAGAAAAUACAUACCCAGACAAGGGCUUCUGUAUAGCUGCAACUGUGGCAAUAGUGUUUCUGUUCACAUCAGCAUAUAGUUGGAUGUUUCUUUUUGCUUGUUGGAAAUUAGCAGAUUGUACAAUAGGUGUCCAUGGAAGCAAGCAUUUUCGGCGUAUUAUGUAUAUUAUAGUUGGGUAUGGCGUACCUUGGGCUGGUAUUAUCCCAAUUCUCCUAUAUUAUCCUGAUAAUCUCAUUAAUGGAAAAAUAUGUUGGCUCACAGAAUGGACGCAAUGGAUUUUCAUGGGACCUCUCUACUGUAUACUUGGUUUUAAUCAGUUGGUGAUGCUAUUAUCUCUGUGGAAUCGAUGGAAGAAAGAUUGUGAGAAAGAGGAAAGAAGAUCAAUGAAACAAAAACUAACGAAUCUUGCUGUCACAUUCUUUGGUGAAAUGCAUCUUUUCGGAACUGGCUGGUUGCUUGGUUUGGUUCCACUCACUGGAUAUAGCACACUUCCUUUCGGUUGGGCUUUUAUCCUUAUUGCAGGACCACAGAACUUUUACAUGUUCUUCCUUUACUAUUGCACUCACAAGGACGUUUUGUCAUUACUGGCUUCUCAUUAUGAAGACACAGUCGAAGCCACUUUGGAAGAGAUCAGAAAGAAGAAAGCACAGAGAGGAGGUCGAAGCUCAGAUACAGAAGAAGGUUCUGAUUAAGUGACAGUAAAUCUCAUAGAUUUGUACUUUAUUAGCCAAAGAGGAGAGUAAAAACAAAAAUAAUGGAAACUAAUGUGAUGUCUCAUAUUACCAUACUGAGUUAUAACAACUAUUUCCCCAAGAAUCUAAAAGAAAUAGGGGAAAGAAAAAGAAUAAAUCAAACUAUUUUUGAAGAAAUUUGAUUCCAAAAAUAUUAAAUGCAGCAUUUAAAGUCUGUUUUAAAUGCAUUUUAUUGUCUUGUAUCUGAAUGAGAGUGGCCUAGAAAUUAAUUUUAAAAAAAAAAGUGUUAAAUGUAACUAAUCACACUCUGGAAAGAAAUUUUAAUGUUUGAUUAGUAUUA